CUGUAUGUUCGGCAAUCUCCGGAGAGCUGAGGGGAGGAGCAGACACAUGGCUGUCCAGGACACAGAAAAAUCCCUUACACUGGAGCUGUUCAUUUGCAAUGCUGGGAAUAUGAAUAGUACCGCCCUCCAGUAACCAAGCCCUUCUGCUGUUCACUGCUGGAUACAUGGCUGGCACUGUUCCUGAUCCGUGCUGGAGGCUGAUGGUGCUGCUGCUGGAUGCAUCGAUAGUGCCAGGUGCAUGAAGCAGGUGUGAUGUAUUCCAUGGAUGACUUGCACUGCCCAUGUUCUGAAACCCUGUUGGCUGAUAGCUGUUGUUUCCUGCAUACUGGAGCUGUCUAUACCUCAGGUGCUGAAGAUAAUAUUAAUUGAUGAUUUUAUUGGUCGCUGUCCACCUCACAGGUGCUGAAGACAAUCCCAUUCAUGACUUAUAAUGGGUGCUGGUUCUGAAGAUUUAAAUGGUCGCUGUCCACACCAUUGGUGCUGAAGGUAACCUGCUGAUGUCCUAUGCUGCUCAGGGCUGAACACAUCAAUACUGUCCACGUCCAAGGUGCUGAACCCAUGCCAGGCUCAUCCCAGCACCCCGCCCCUGCCACAAGGACGACUGGAGCACCCAGUGUAAGAAGCAAGCUGAACUGAAAUCCUGCUAUCUCCCAACAGGCCCCGAUUUCAGCAUCAUCCCACACGUUAUCCAUUGGAACAAAGCAAUGGAUUUACAGGGAAUACAGCCACCUUCAAAGACAACUGGAUACCACCCAGAACUGACUGCUGUCCACACAUGGUAACCUGAUGCAGUUUGCGAGCUGAGGGCAGAUAGGGAAAAGGAUGUGAGAGUCAGGCUGCUUGGGGAGGGGUCGGAUGAGCACUGAUAACCUGCUAUAAUGUCUUAUUGUAAAGGGCUGUUGUCUCGGGGGCUGCUUAUCUUAGUCUUGCUGGGCUUGGUUACAGGGCAGCUUAGAUACUCAGUGAGGGAGGAGUUGAAUCAUGGGGCGUUUGUAGGGAACGUGGUUAGUGACCUGGGUCUGGACCUUAAGCAGCUUCCCUCCCGGGGCUUUAGGAUCACAUCUGGAAACAGCAAGCAGUACUUUGAUGUGAACCUUGGUAAUGGAGUGUUAUUUGUCAAUAGAACUAUAGAUCGUGAAACACUGUGUGAGCCCACCACCCAAUGUGUGAUCAGUCUGGGGGCUGUCAUAGAAAACCCUGUAGAGGUUCACAAUAUUGAGAUAGAGAUAUUAGACAUAAAUGAUCAUGCUCCUAAAUUUCCUAGAAAUGAUUACUAUCUAGAGAUAAGUGAGUCAGCUGUCCCUGGUGCAAGAUUUCCUGUUGAAAGUGCACAGGACCCUGAUAUAGGCACCAAUUCCAUUCAGACUUACAAGUUAAGUGACAAUGAUUACUUUGCACUUGAUCUAAAGACUUUCAAUGGCAACAGCAAGCUUAUAGAGAUUGUGUUGAAGAAAGCUUUAGACAGGGAACAAAGUGCUGUCCAUAAGCUGGUUCUCACAGCAAUAGAUGGAGGCAGCCCUUCAAAAUCUGGAACAGCCCAGAUUUCCAUACAGGUGAUGGACACAAAUGACAACACUCCAUUUUUCGAUAAGUCAACCUACAAGGCCAGUCUGCUUGAGAAUUCUCCAGCUGGGACCUUAGUAGUUAAGUUAAAUGCCACAGAUCCAGAUGAAGGGUCCAAUGGGGAAGUUACCUACUUAUUUAGUAGUUACACACCCCUGAAAGUAAGAGAGUUAUUUAGUAUUGAACCAAGAACUGGAGAAGUGAGAGUGAAUGGUGUUUUAGACUAUGAAAAGUCAUCAUCCUAUGAGCUUUAUAUCCAAGCCAUCGAUAAGGGUCCAGUCCCCAUGACUGGGCAUUGCAAAGUGUUGGUUGAGAUGAUUGAUGGCAAUGAUAAUGCCCCAGAGAUAGUGGUGACUUCUAAUUAUUCUCCAAUUGCUGAAAAUUCACAACUAGACACAGUUGUGGCUUUGAUGAGUGUAACAGAUAAGGAUUCGGGGGACAAUAAACUGGUUAGUCUAACCAUACAGCCAAACCUGCCAUUUAAACUGAACUCAUUCAAAAACACCUACAAGCUCUUAACUGAUGGUAGACUAGACCGUGAAAAGUGCUCUUCUUAUAAUAUUACAAUAACUGCUACAGAUGCUGGUGUUCCACCUUUGUUGUCUCAGAAAACACUGUAUGUGCAAAUCUCAGAUGUGAAUGACAACCCUCCAGUCUUUGAGGAGUCAUCUUACUCUUUCUAUGUACAGGAAAACAAUGCUCCAGGUGUUUCACUUUUCUCUGUUAAAGCCAUAGAUGCAGAUGCCAAUGAGAAUGCAUUUGUAUCAUAUUUACUUCUCCAAGGGGAUGUUGAAGGAAUUCCAGUUUCCUCUUAUGUUUCCAUUAAAUCUGACAAUGGUACUAUAUAUGCUGCACAGUCAUUUGACUAUGAAAAACUUAGAGAAUUUCGCUUUGUCGUUCAGGCACAAGAUGCUGGCAAUCCUCCACUUAGCAGCUCUGCAACUGUAACUGUUUUUGUUUUAGAUCAAAAUGAUCAUGCCCCAACAAUUUUGUAUCCCGCACCUUCCAGUAGUACAAGAUCUAUUGAGAUGAUCCCACGUGCAGCAGGGGUUGACUAUCUUGUCACAAAAAUCAUUGCGGUCGAUGCUGAUUCGGGACAAAAUGCAUGGCUGUGUUAUAGUUUGGGCAAGGCCACCGAUCCAAAACUUUUUAAAGUUUUUUUACAUACAGGAGAAAUAAGGACUACAAGGAAAGUUGCAGAUGACAGUAUUACCAGCUACAAUAUAACAGUUAUUGUAAAAGAUAAUGGGGAGCCACCUCUUUCUUCAUCUACCACUGUAAGCAUUGCUGUGGUGGACAGGAUAUCCAAAAUUGUCCCUGACUCCCAACGGCAUGUAAAAAACAACACAAGCUAUUCCGAAAUGACUAUUUAUUUGAUUAUUGCUUUAUGCUCGAUUUCCUUUGUAUUCCUUUUAACUCUACUAAUAAUUUUUAUUCUAAAAUGCUGCAAGUGUAAUGGCAGCGCUGAUCCCUGUUGUGCAUGUUGCUGUGGUGUUCCCAAUCAGAACCCUACAGAGAUGUACAAACAAGCAAACAAUAACAUUGAAACUAGGCUGCCAGCCGGAUUACAAGUGCAACCUCAUUUUAUUGAAGUGAGAGGAAAUGGAUCACUUACUAAGACUUACUGCUACAAGGCCUGUAUGACUGCAGGAUCUGGAAGUGACACUUUUAUGUUUUAUAACACUGGGAUUCCAGUAGGGACAGGUCCACAGGCUCUGAUCGCAGACAGAAAUCUGAAAAGACUAAGUGGACAAAGUUUUCAAAACUUAAUCAUCUUAAAAAGUGAAACAACUACUCCUGUUGAGCCAAAACAUCCUAACCCAGACUGGCGUUACUCUGCAUCACUAAAAGCUGCAAUGCAGGGUGCUGUACAUAUGGAAGGAGCAGCAGUCUUACGUGGCGCAGCGGUAGGACUCGAACAACAGUGGCCAACGGUUUCCAGUGCAACACCAGAACCAGAAGGAGGAGAAGUGUCUCCCCCUGUAGGAGCUGGUGUGAAUUGCAACAGCUGGACCUUCAAAUAUGGACCUGGCAAUCAAAAACAACCAGUACCACAAAUACCACCAGAUUUUCCGGAGAAUUUUAUUAUCCCAGGAUCUCCAGCCAUCAUUUCAAUCCGCCAGGAUCAACCACCAGCCCCAGGUCAUAAAAGUAACUUCAUAACAUUUGGUAAAAAGGAGGAAACUAAGAAGAAAAAGAAGAAGAAGAAGGGAAACAAGAAUCAAGAAAAGGGAAAUAAUCCUACUGACAACAAUGAUCAAUGAAAGGAGAGUGAAGCCAAUUCUUAUCCCAUUUUUGUAAGAAAUAAUGUAGCAACAAAGUAAAAUUCUUCCUAUUGUUAAUGCACCUUCCUAUGAACAAAAAGACUGCAACAUUCAAGCCUGAAAAUAUAUACAUAUAUGUCUAUAUUAUUUACCAGAUUAUGUCUUAAAGCUUUAUUAUGUCAAAUGUUUAACCAUACGACACUCAGCUGUUGUCUCUCACAUCCAAAGAACACAGUGGCAGUUUGUGCAUAUAUUCUAGUAGGUGACUGUUAAGGCCAAUGUCUCUGUAAAUAGUUACUGUGUAUUGUACAGAAAAUGCAUUAUAUCCUGCUAGUCCUUAAAGAAGAUGUAAGUAUGGAUUUCAGCCACUAAGAAGUGGUCAGUCUGAGCAGAAAUAAAGUAAUACAGAGGAAAAUCCUUAAGAAAAUAGGCCAACUAAAACCAUUACAAAUAUUGAAAUAUCUUGUCUAAAAUUGUCAUUGUUGUCCAUUUAAACUUUAGUAUAUUAAUAACCAUGAUCAUUGACACUAUACUCUAAAGACAUUUAAAAAAAUGUGAACCUAUUAAAUUUAAUUAAAUUCCUCAGGAAACAAGAUAGUAAGUCUACUGUGUGCCCAUAUUACACCUGUAUAUAGAAAUUGUGUAAAACUAUGGCGAGCUAUAAGAUAAAAAAAUAUAUAUAUAAAUAUAUAAAUAAAAUAAAAAUUCAUAACAACAUAACAAUACCUUAGUAUUUAGCUCAUAUUUGAAUAGCUUAUUGAACAAUACUGUAUGUUAGGUUAGAGCAAAAUGAUGUCCUACCUUGUGCUCUGAGAAAGUGGGUUUAGAUGGAAUGCAAGUCCCAUGAUUCAGUUUUGCUUAAUUUGUGUCACUUAAAAAAUACUCGGUUCACAUUUUUAUUUUAAAAUAUAUACAAUGCAUUUGUCAGAUAUGUCUCUGGUAUGUGUGCUGACUCUGGAUUUUCAGUGUAUAUUCACAGAUCCAAAUAUUGCCUAUUUUUAUCCUUUAUUGAUGUAUUUUUUGUAAGAUCCCUAGUUGAAUACACUUUUCAAUACAGAGAAAAAGUAUUCUGAUUAAUGUUUUGCCAUCCUUCAGGGAUGACCGACAUGUCAUAUGCUGGUCUAAAGUAAUCCAAGCGCAUGUGAGUUUACUCCAUGUGCAGCCUCAAAAAUCUAUGCCAGCCCAGAGUUGGCAUAGAUUUCCACUGCAAUUUACACCUGCUACCAGGUGUAAAUUGUAGCAAUUUCAAAUUUGGGCUAUCAAGCCCCCUCUAUCAUAAGACCAGCUCACUUGGUAAGCAUGGUGGAGAGUGUCAAAAAUGUGCAACAUUUUAGCAAAAAGCGUGUGCUUGUCCAAAAAUUAUGCCACGGUUUCCAUAUAAUUGCCCCCCCUCCAAUGUCUCCUGAGUACCUUAUGCUUAGUGAGAAUAUUUUGAGAGUAUUUUCCAUCCUAUACUCUGAACAAGCAAAAAACAGGCAAAAAACUAAGUGUCAACAAAGAAUCAUUGGGAAUGUCCCAUUGUUUGUGUGCACCAGUAUUGAUGUCUACUGAAUACACAUAUUACCAAAAGUUGUCACAACCAUUGUACUUAUGAAAGCAUUGCUAUUCUAUAUUCCAAAGCAAGAGUACUAGCCAAGUGAAUGGAGAUACAUUUUCAUGAAGUGUAUGGAAAUAAAUCUUCAGAAUACAUUGUGCUGAACAUCAGUUUGACAAAAUUAGGUUUUGUAUUAAUCUAUGAAAAAUAACCAAGGUAUUUCUUAUAGUUAGAUAAGUCCCAAAUCCAAGCCUACACCUCUGCUUCUUAAUAUAUUUUCUCUAAUUUGUAAAAACAAUGGAAUAUGUGUACAGUGUUGGUUAUUUGUAUCUUGUAAAUGCUAAAGUUCCAUACAAUAAUUUUUCUAUUGCCCAUUUCAAGUGCAUUACUCUCUAAAUACCAUUUACCUUGUUGUGCUCAUUUAUUACAGGAAGUGGUCAGACAACUACCGAUCGAUAGGUGGUUAUUUCUUAUUCUAGGAAUAUCCCUUUCAAGGCACAUUGGUGUAAUGGGUGUGAGUUUUCCAACCCCAUAGUUUUGGUUACCCUGUUGUAUUUAAAAUGCUAUAAAAAUUAUUUAAACUUUUAAUUUAAUUUUAAGGUACAUUUAUUUAUUAUUCAAACAAUGUACCUAAAUUAGUUUAUAAACACUAAACCUUACAUUACAAUAUAUCUCAUGAUUUGUCCCUUAAGUGAGCUGACAUUACACUUGUGAUAUGUUAGUGGAUUGGAUGAAAAUAACAGACCUCCCAAAUAUGCCCAAAGAAGGUUGCUUUAUGGCUUCAUCGACAUCACUCUUUGAGCUAUAGGAUUGCCCAAUGAAACAGCUAAUUUACUUUAACAUGUCUACAGUAAAUGUCAAAAAAUCUUAAAAAUUGAUCAUCCAUGGAAGAACUGCAAACAUGUAAAACACAACUAUGUUCUUUAUAUACAACAAACAUGUUCAGUUUAAGUAGUGCUUUCCUUUUUUGUUAGAUGUUUUCAACCCAGUAAACCAAAACUACAAGUAAAAGCUUAUAUAUGCUAAAAAGGCAUGUUGUGCCAUUCACAUUAACUGUAUAUUAAAGCCUCUCUUUUACCUUAGGUGACUUCAUAUACUAAAUGUUUGUGGCUUUGCUGUGUUCCUCAGAAAAACGUAUUGAUAGAUGUCAAACCAAUGUUAUAUUCUUGCAUAAAAUAAAAUACAAUAAAAAACUAAAAUAGUGAGUGAGGAAAUGCACAGAAAAAAAUAAUUUCCUUUAAUAAGGAGAAUUGUUUUUCAAAUAAAACUUUUGUACAAUAUACUGUAUAUUUGUGAAUGAUAUAAAUAAGUCUUUUAUGAAGGCUGGCUUGUUUUCCAGUUACACUUUCACAAUAAUCACAACAUUUCCUAAAUCACGUGUAUUGUAUUGUUCACUCAACAUCACUUUACUUCUAUCAGAUCACCAUGUGGCCAACCUUUGCAUGUGUUAAUGAUAUAUUAAAAUAAAAGUUAAAAAUAAAAAAAUACUGUAAAUUUGCACACUAGUACACUAUUAUAACUGGAAUCUUAACUUCAUUGAUGUCUGAAAACUGUUCAUAAUAUGAAGGUCUCACCUAUAUACUUACAGAUUACAUAAUCUGUAUAUAAUGAUAUUACAACUUUUUUGCGGGUUGCUGCAUCCUACACAUGGGUUUGGUUUCAUUUUUACCUUUCUUAUAAAAAUACAUGAACUGCCCAUUGUAUCACACUGCAAAUAAAACAUAUGCCCUAUGCUCCUAAGAAAGCCCAACAUAUAUUUAUUCUGUGCUUGUGUAUGUGAAUGCAAAACACUACUAUCAGUUAUAGUUAACUGUUGAAUGUAAAUUCAUAUAUUUAUUUCUUUUUGUAUACUUGUGGAAAGGUGAAGUAGUAUUGAUUUUUAAUUAACUGAUGUUCAUCUUUUUGAUUUCAAAUUACGCAGUAAAAUCUUUCUUAAUUCAA
Messenger RNA from Hyla sarda, 7302 nucleotides. Its product is annotated as protocadherin alpha-C2-like. The record is from RefSeq and is a predicted model, not a curated record. Bases 879 to 3827 code for a protein of 982 amino acids. Gene Ontology annotation, cellular component: plasma membrane. The transcript is spliced from 4 exons. Lineage: Eukaryota; Metazoa; Chordata; Amphibia; Anura; Hylidae. Gene Ontology annotation, molecular function: calcium ion binding. Gene Ontology annotation, biological process: homophilic cell-cell adhesion.